AUGCAUUCGCUAACUCCAUUGGAUCUUGCCUAUAGUCAAUCAAUGAUCCCUUCGAAUUUGCUCAUAAAUUCACCGUAUUACACCCCACCUCCUAGUACACGAUAUUUAACCCAUCCUAAUAGUCUGAUUCAUCAAGUAUACCAAGAUUCGCCAAAUUCAUCUCCAAGUUCGUCUGGUUCUAGGCUACGCAAACAAAGUAAUCGAAGCAGUCACACGGAUGUAAGCAGUCUACCCUUUUUAGCUCCCUUGAAUAAUACAACCUUAACAUCCGUUAAUUCUUCAAGUUCAUUGCUAAAUUAUAAUACAGAUCAACUUAAUAUUUCUAGAACCAUAAUCUUGAAGAAUAUUUCAGAGGCAGUGACAUUGCAAGAAUUAUUAAAUGAAAUAGAUUUUGGACCUAUUGAAUAUUGCAAAAUGUUUUCAAAAGCUACACCUAAGGGUAUAUUAGCAACUGAUCCAGAUGUAUCUAAUACUUUGCAAGUUUGUCAUAUCUCAUUCAUAAAUUCCAAGAUUUCUGUCAUGUUCCAUUUAAAAUAUGUUAAGAGUGCAACUAAUUUGAAUAGAUUAAAAGAAGCUUUGAAAGAUUCAAAAUAUUUGAAAAUCCAAUUACACGAAGGUCAUAAUUUCAAUAAAGGAUGUACUCCGAAUUCUAGUAAACCAUCUAACAAUCAAGAUUUUGUAAAAUUGAAAACUUUGAAUUAUAUUUUGGAUUAUAAUGCUACAAGAUGUUUAAUUGUUAAAUUUACUAUCAAGGAUAACCUACCCGAAGGAAUAGAUCUGGAAACUAGAUUGGAACAUAUCAUGCAAUUUAUCAAGAACCAAUGUGGCAAGUUUGGGGAAGUUGAAGAUUUUAAAAUUAACCUCAAAUCUGAACCAGAAGAAGGGGAGACAAGAAUUCAUGGGAAAAUAUUGGUUCACUUUUCAUCUAUAGAUUCUGCCAUAAAGGGCUACGAGAAUUAUAAUAGAAGAAUCCAACAAGAUUUGAUAAGAUUGAAGGACAACGAAGAAGGCAAGCCAAAGAAGACAAGUAAUGAAGAAGAUAAAGCAACAAAGAAGAGCAACGGAGAUGGUAAAACGACAAGAAAGAACAAAGAGGGGAAAGCUGGGAGAAAGAAUAACUCCAAGGAUAUAAAUGAAGUGCAUGCAAAAUAUGAUAUCAAGUUUAUCUAUGUCAAUUUCCAUAAAGAUAGAUGUGAUAGAACCUAUGUGGAUGGACAACAUGGGCCACGGCCAAAAGAUAUAUCUCCGGAUUCAACUAGCUCACGCUCGGCUAACAGGAUCAAUAGCAGUACACUAAAAAGAACAUCCGAGGAACCAAGCCCUGCACAUCUGAUGAAAGCUGAAUCGUUAGCCAAUAGCACUGACAUAGACCAAUUUAUUGAUGGCCAAACACAAAAUGGAUUGAGUAUCAUUGACCCAAUAAGUCCAAACUCUUCAAUAGUUGGUGAUACUUCAUUUGAGUCGAUACCUUCUGAUUUGAACGAACUUGAUGAUGAUCGUAAUCUUUCCAAUCGAGAUUUGCAUUCGGUUGUUUCGUCCCAAAUUACUCCUACAUUGAUGCAAUUGCCUCAUAGACCUCUACAAUAUCAUCAUCCAAUGUCGAUGUCAAUGCCAAUGGCCCCACCUAAUACUGCUAGUUCGUUUGUUGGAAAUUAUCCAGCUAAUCCAGAUCCUGCAAAUAUUGGAAAUCGUACCAUUUAUUUAGGAAAUUUACAUUCUAAUACGACGAUCGAGGAGAUUGCUAAUAAUGUUCGAGCAGGUGGUAUCGUGGAAUCAAUUAAGUAUCGUCCAGACAAGAAGGUAUGUUUCAUCACUUUUGUUGAUCCAAAUGUUGCCUUGAAAUUUUAUCUCAGCCAUCAAGCGAUGCAUCAAUUGAUUAUUCAUGGAUAUGAUAUAACUGUGGGUUGGGCAAAACAACAUAGUGGUCCCUUGUAUCGUGAUAUUGCUCUUGCUGUUACUGCAGGUGCAUCUAGAAACGUUUAUAUUGGUAUUAAAGUCAUAAAAGAUCCUGAAGAACGAACAAAGGUCAAGCCUAGACUACCAGAUGAAGACGAGUUACGUAAUGAUUUUCUGAAAUUUGGUGGCAUGGAACAAAUUAAUUUCUAUCAUAAUAAGGAUUGUGGGUUUUUGAAUUUUUUGAAUAUUGCUGAUGCAAUCACCGUGGUUGAAAUUUUCGAUUGUGUCCCAGAAGAUGGUAGGUAUCAGUUACGUAAAUUAUUCAAAGGUAUACAUACUCCAGAAGAAUUAGAUGCAUUCUAUUAUAAAUAUAAAGAUUUCAAGAUUAGUUUUGCAAAAGAUAGAUGUGGAAACCCACCAAAAUUUUCUUUCAAGAAGAGGAUCAAUGGAGCUGCUGGAUCAACUUAUCAGCAAUAUCAGCUGCAAAUACACACACCACAUAGCGGAUCUAGAGCCUCUAGUACAAGGGGUUAUGAAGAAUACCAUAAGCAAACCAGAAUGAGCGAGACUGAAUCAUAUAUGGAGCAGACCAUCAAUGAAGAAACAGCUAUGGUUUUUGGGAUCAUUAAUAACCAGGAAAGGGAGAAAGAGGAACAAGAAGCCAGAAGAAAGAAAGAGGAUGAAGCACAAAAGGAAGCUACUCAAGAAGCAAAAGAUGAAGUUGAUGCCGACAUUGGAGAAGUGCUGGAACAGGUAGCUGGUUUGAAUAUUGAGAAUAAUAAUGGCCAUGAUUAUGACGGAGAUGCCGAUUCCGAGGAAGAUGGAGCUGAUGAAGAUGACGAUGAUGACGUGUCUAUCAUUAUUGAAUCAGAUAGUUCAUUGACCGAAAAAUCUGAUGUGUCUAAAAAGUCAUUUUCCAAGAAGAAGAAUAGCAAGAAACCCAUUUAUGACAAGACAAGAUAUCAAAAGGUUUAUCAUAAAAGAUUCCAUCAGUCUGAUUCUUCACUUCCUAUGCGUAACUCAUUAGGAAGCUCUUCUACCUUGUCCUUGAACAGUAACUUCUUCAAUUUCAAUCAACCAUCAGGUUACAGUACUCCAUCUGCUUAUGGUCAACCGCAACCGUUUUAUUAUGUUCAAACUCAACUUAGUCAUUCCUCCAGCUCAAAAGCAACGUAUUAUCCUCCACCACAGUUUUAUUCAGUUCCGGCGCCGCAAUAUUACGGCAUUCAGGAAGCCUAUGGAGGACAGGCACGAUAUGUUCAUAAUGGGGGAUCCCCACGAACGCAUCAUGGCACGCGAAAAUCAAACAUAACUUCUGGAUCGCAACUUAUGGCACAAUAUUUGGCAAAGUCUCAGAAUGAGGAUAUGUUUUAUACAUCUACCAUAUUGCCUAAUAAUGUUGAGAUUGAUGUUGAUGAAGAUUUCGAUGAAUCGUUUCAAGAACCACCAACUGCAAAUAUUCCUCUUUCUAAUCGUCGCACAAGUAGAAAGUAA
This is a messenger RNA of Hemisphaericaspora subhashii, 3390 nucleotides long. RefSeq lists its product as uncharacterized. The coding region runs from base 1 to 3390 and encodes 1129 amino acids. The transcript has a single exon. The record is from RefSeq and is a predicted model, not a curated record. Gene Ontology annotation, molecular function: mRNA binding. Gene Ontology annotation, cellular component: cytoplasmic stress granule. NCBI's taxonomy places the organism in Eukaryota, Fungi, Ascomycota, Pichiomycetes, Serinales, Debaryomycetaceae.